AUGGCCGAGUCCAGUGAGAACAGGCUGGCUGUCCGUCUGGGCACCGGCGAGGCCUCCACAACAGUCUAUGACGAUCACGAGAUCCAGGAAUUGAGAAACACUCUCGCUGGGAUGUCCGAGGAUGACCCCGAGCGAUCUUCAGUGUUGAAUAACCUCGGAGUUAACCUUUACCGACGAUACUUGACUCUUAAGCAGGCGGCAGAUCUUCUCUCGUCGAUCGAGUUUGCAUCGCAGGCGGUUGUGACAACACCGGAAGACCACCCUGCCCUUCCUGUGAGGCUAAACAAUCUCGCUGCUCCGCUAAGGGAACGUUACUUGAAGACCAGGAGUUUUUUUGACCUGGAGGAGACCAUCAACGUGGGGAGACUGACGGUCGCCGCAACACCGGAUGAUCAUCCAAACCUGCCGGGGGCCUUGAGCAAUCUUGGGGUUGCGCUCGGGAACCUGUUCACGGAAACUGGUGAAGCGGCUGCUCUCGAUGAAGCCAUUGAAAUUUCGGAGAAGGCAGUUGAUCUCACACCAGAAGGCCACCCGGACCAGCCCGGACGACUGGUUAAUCUCGGAAACCGACUCUUUGUUCGGUACCAAACUGCCGGAGCCUUGGGAGAUCUGGACAAGUCGAUUGAAUCCGGAGGAAAAGCACUGCGUUUGACUCAAAGGCUUCACCCGCAGCGGCCGCUUCGGCUGGAUCACCUCCGGGCCAGGCUUAGCCUGAGAUACUCGAGGCUGGGAGCGGAGAGCGACCUUGAACAGGCAAUACAGUAUGGUCGAGAUGCAGUAAAUGUGAUACCAGAGCACCACCUAAGAAGACCAAAAUGGCUUCGUUGUCUCGGCAUGGAUCUUGAGAAGAGGUACAUGCUAACCAGCUCGGUUGGCGACUUAGACGAAGCCAUACAACUUGGACAGCAGGCGCUAGGACUAAUGAUACGAGGCGAUCCGGAAAAAACAUUGUACUAUGCGCACCUUACAAGCUGCCUAGGAAGGCGAUACAACAAGCAAGGAGCGCCGGCCGACCUCGACGAAUCCGUCCGUAUAAACAGAGAAGCUCUUGCCCUGAGUUUUGUCGGCGACCCUGAGCGGCCAAGGUGGUUGAGCAAUCUUGCAGAUUUACUCAUUACUCGAUAUGACGAAUCGAGUUCCCUAGCAGAUGUCGAAGAGGCCGUUCAUUUUCGGCGCGAAGGACUUGCUGCGGUGCCACGAGAGCACCCUAGUCGCCCAGCUAUGUUGUUCGUCCAGGCAGAAACACUCCACCAGCUCUUCCUAAGGACGGGUGAAGUAGGCCUUAUCGACGAAGCUAUUGCGAACGGGAAAGAAUCGGCCGGCGCCACCCCGACUGAUAGAGAGAGAUGGAGCCGGCUGAAUAUGACCUCGGCGAUGCUCUUCGAACGCUAUACAAGUACGGGGGACGUGAAAGAUGCCGAAGAAGCAAUCGCCAUCGUUAGUGAGGUCGUUUCUUCUGCGGAUCACGGUCAUCCUGAUCGGUUCCAGUGGCUUCAGAAUCUUUCAACACAACUUGAGGGCAGGUAUGACAGGACUGGGGUCAUGGCUGAUCUCGAGGAAGCUAUCCAAGUUGGGAGAGAAUCGGCUGAUAGAACCCCUAAAGACUACCGUUUUCGGUCUAUAGGACUGUCCAAUUUGUCAAGUUUGCUGAGCACCAGAUAUGAGGCGACAGGCACACUUGUGGACUUGGAAGAUGCCAUUGAACUUGGUAGGCAAGCCCUUGCAGCUUCAACGCAGGAUCGAUGGACUCGAGCCAUGAGCCUGGCAAACCUCGGAAGGGCACUGCUCACCCGACACAUGAGGGUUGCCAAUCCAGUUGAUCUGAACGAAGCAAUUCGCCUCAUGAGGGAGGCGGACAGUACAGCCUCAGACUUUGCCGGCCGGACAAUGUGGCUUGGCAACCUCGCUGGGACACUUAUUCAACAGUAUGACAGAACUGGAGAUCUUUCCGAGCUCGAAGAAGCCAUCACUGUGGGAAGGAAGUCGCUUGAGCUCGCCGCCGAGAAUCAUUCUCAACGGGGCCUUUCACUAGGUGCUCUAGCGGUUGGCUUGAGUCUCCGAUACAAGAGGACUAGAACUGUUCAUGACCUGGAAGAGGCUGUCGCUUUGGGCAAAGAGGCAAUCCUCGUGACAAACUCAGGUGGUCCCAAGUAUGGAACACAUCUCGGUAUCCUUGGAAACCUGUUUUCCGAGCAGUUCAACAGAACUGGUGAACUCUCCGAUCUUGAACAAGCGAUCCAAUAUACGAGAGACGCCGUUGCAAUGACAUCAAGUGAAGUACCAUCGCAUGUAAGACAUGUGAGGAGCCUUGCUGCAGCACUCACCUAUCGGUACAUCCAAGUAGGCGCACUAGAGGACCUCAAUGAGGCUAUUCAGCGCGAGAGACAAGUUCUCGCUGCUGCGCCGGAGCAAGAUCCAGAUUUGGCAGAGAAGGCUAAUAGUCUAGCUGUUCAACUCUGCCACCGAUAUAUAAGGACAAGGGACCAGCACGAUAUCAAUGAAGCCAUCCAACUUCUAAGGAAAGCAAUCUCGAAGACACCAGAUGAUCACCCUGACCAGGCAAUAUGGUUGAGCAACCUUGCGGUUUCACUCAAGGAAAGAAACUUGGAAACGGGGACGGUUUCUGACAUUGACGAAGCCAUUGAGGUUGGGGAAAAGGUGCUGGGAAUGGCCCUAGAUGGCCCUGUAAAGAGUUCCAGUCAGCUUGGCAACCUUGCAAAAUCCCUUCGGGCUCGGUACGAGAAAACAUUGCUGCUGGAACACCUCGAGGAGGCCAUCCAGGUCGGAAGAAAAGGAGCUGCUGCUUGCUCGGAAAAGGAGCCAGGACGCGCGGCGACCAUGUCCAAUGUUGGGGACUUGCUCCUCUACCGGUACCAAAGACUCAAAGCCAGGGGGGAUCUGGAAGAAGCAAUUGCCUUGCACCGAUCGGCUCUCCAUCAGCCCAAUGCUCCUGCUACUGUUCGCAUCAUUGCAGGUACGGCUCUCGUUCACAACGACCCAGACUGGCUGCGAGCAUUUGAAGCUGCGGAGGUUGCAGUAAGCCUUGUGCCCCAGAUAACAGCUCGGUCACUCGAUAAUUACGAUAAGCAACACGCGCUUGCUCGGAUCGCGGGUCUGGCAUCUGAUGCUGUGGCUGUCGCGUUGCAGGUGAACCAACCACCGCUAGUUGCGUUGACGCUUCUCGAACAAGGACGGGAUAUCCUUGGAGCGUCGCUUUCAGACAUACGAAGCGACAUAGCCGAGCUGAAAAGCAAGAGUCCGGAUUUGGCUGGUAGGUUUGAACGUGCCCAGGAGAGCUUACAAUCCUUCGUACGUAUUGACGCAGCCUUGGAUAGCAACGACAGCGGAGCGUCUCGAGAUGUCCAAGGCAGGCGGCAUUAUGAGACAGCAAAGGAAUUUGAUCUGCUUCUCGCAGAAAUUCGAGAGAUUCAGGGAUUCGAGAGGUUCUUGCUUCCUCCUACCGAAGUUGAGAUAAAGGCAGCUGCGAAACGUGGCCCCAUUGUUAUCAUCAAUGUUAGCGAGCUCCGAUGUGAUGCCAUUCUCGUCGAAGAGCAUCAAAUACGUUUAUUGGAGCUACGCCAACUGUCCGAGGCAGAUAUCAGGUCCAGGGGGCUUGAGAGCGACCUGGGGAAGAGCGAGAUUCUGGAGUGGCUUUGGGACACUAUCGCAGGCCCAGUUCUUGACGCCCUUGGGUUCUCCGAGACUCCAGACAAUGACAGCAGUUGGCCUCAUAUAUGGUGGGUGCCGACCGGCCCUUUAAGUCGGUUUGCGCUUCACGCAGCUGGCCGACAUGCGAUGAACUCAAACGAAGCAGUCCUAGACAGGGCGAUAUCAUCAUACAGCACAUCGAUUAAAGCCAUCAUAAACGGGCGCAAGCAGCGAUCCAAGCUAGCAGCUACCAGCCAAGUACUCCUCGUGGCUGUCGAGGCCACGUCCCAACUACCAUUCGUAAGCAAAGAGGCAACCAUGGUGUACGAUCUGUUCAACUCGAUACCGUCCUUGACGGUGAAGAAGCCAGGACUGCAUCGACAAGCUAUUUUGUCCCAUUUGCCGGGAUCCAAGAUCUUCCACUUUGCCGGCCAUGGCCAAACACACUACGAUGAUCCGUCGAAGAGUUCCUUGCUCCUCGAAGCUGGGAAUCCUGAUAAUUCGAUCAAAGUUGCUGAUUUAUGGGAGAUCAAUCUCAAACAGUAUUCUCCGUUCCUGGCAUAUCUUUCCGCGUGUGGAACUGGCAGAAUUCAGGAUCAGAAGUAUGUCGAUGAGAGCAUCCAUCUGAUUAGCGCAUGCCACUUGGCCGGUUUCCGCCACGUAAUAGGCACAUUGUGGAAUGUCAAAGACGAAGUAUGCGUGGACAUGGCUCGGAUAACAUAUGAAUGCAUUCAGGAUAAGGGGAUGACGGAUGAGUCGGUCUGCUGGGGUCUACACCAAGCUGGCCGAGCACUUCGAGACCGGUGGAUCGAGGAGGGAGAAACUCGAGCCAGAAAUUUGCGAAAGUGGCAUGAAGAGAAUUCGAGCGGCUCCGGGAGUAAAAGGAGUCAUGAGUCUACCCAGAAAGAGAGAGAUGCCGUUCCACAAGAAUCACUGCCUGCGGAUUGGGUUCCUUACGUUCAUUUUGGCAUUUGA
Molecule: messenger RNA, 4623 nt
Organism: Clonostachys solani
Lineage: Eukaryota; Fungi; Ascomycota; Sordariomycetes; Hypocreales; Bionectriaceae
Source: the annotation of a GenBank genome assembly